AUGGCUUCUUUUUCCUUACUUUCGACAUUCUCACGAUUUUCUUUUCAGGCUGAUCGUGUGCAAUUUAUUUAUCGCGCAUUCUGUACAGAAAUUCUCGAUGUACCUGAAAAAUCCUUAUCGGAGCUACCAUUCGAGUGCCAAUUCACUUCCGACAUGAUAGAUAUGCAUCAAAAAAGCGAGCCACUGCUCCUUCUGUUUACCACGAUGCGAUGUUUCGUUAUGGACUUUGGAGAUGCUAACACCGACUUGACCAUGUGUGACCUGAUCAACCCACAGCCGAAGAGGACUCGGAAGCUGCUUUCGGUUGUAGCUGAUUACACGAACUUCCAUCGGGUAGCAUCGCAAGUGUUCGAGAAAACUAGCAGUGAAUACGAUCACGCCCGGAGAGAGAUAGAAGAGGGUCUAGAACAAGUUCGUCUUGCGGAAGAGAGGAAAAAUGCUCUACGAAGUGAUCGAGACAGUCGAAAAAGAAAAGAAAAUGGGGUAGCAUCGCAAGUGUUCGAGAAAACUAGCAGUGAAUACGAUCACGCCCGGAGAGAGAUAGAAGAGGGUCUAGAACAAGUUCGUCUUGCGGAAGAGAGGAAAAAUGCUCUACGAAGUGAUCGAGACAGUCGAAAAAGAAAAGAAAAUGGGCUUUUGGCUGAGAGCGGCAAGAAAAACGCUAUCCUCACUGAAUUGAUGAAAGAAACUCAAGCGACUGAAUGUAAUAGGGACGCUAUUAUCAAGGCCAUUGAAGAAGGGAAGCAAGAAAUCGUAAAAGCUUUCUCAGAUAUAGAGGCACACAAAAACGAGAUUGAACAUCUCUCGAAGGGCGUUGUGAAAUCCCCUGUACGAGUUCGCAACGACGUCGAUGAGCAGCGAUUGGCAAUCAGGCGCCUGCAAGAAAGUUGUGACGCUGAAAGGCAGCGGAUUAGUGGUAAUAAUGAGAGCAUGUCAGUGAUCGAACAGGCGUCAAAACUACUCGAUGACCGUUCAAAUGAGCUUGAUCGUCUCCGUGAUUUCCAGGCUGGAGUUAACGUUCUGGAGCACGAGCGCGCAAACUCUGAAGCCCUGGUAGCCGAGGCUGCUAAAUAUAAGAUGCAGAGAGAAGAGGCAUUGAGUAGGCUGGUGAAGUUAAGUGAGGAUGAAGAAAAAGGUCACAGCCGUGCUCUGGAAGUAUACAGUGCUAGACUUGAAGAUUUGAAGCUGAGAAAGGAGGCUCUUGUCGAUAUCAUGAACAGUUUACGGAAGAAUGCCUCUUCAAUUCGGGAAGAGACUAUGCAGCUACAAAAAGAAAUGGUUCGACUACGCAAUGAAAGAACAGAAGAAACUGAUCUUGCACGCAGAUAUUGUUUGGAAUUACGGAGGCGUUUCCUUGAUCUGUUAGAGAAGGCUAGUCGUUCAUCAUUUUGA
Cooperia oncophora is the source of this 1392-nucleotide messenger RNA. The record is from the annotation of a GenBank genome assembly. Lineage: Eukaryota; Metazoa; Nematoda; Chromadorea; Rhabditida; Trichostrongylidae.